Molecule: messenger RNA, 3685 nt
Organism: Haliotis rufescens (red abalone)
Lineage: Eukaryota; Metazoa; Mollusca; Gastropoda; Lepetellida; Haliotidae
Exons: 6
Coding region: 304-2268 (654 amino acids)
Biological process (GO): transmembrane transport; monocarboxylic acid transport
Molecular function (GO): monocarboxylic acid transmembrane transporter activity
Source: RefSeq, a predicted model, not a curated record
CGGUUAUCUUGAGAUUAUCAAUGACCCUAAUGAGAAAGGUGUGGUUGACCGCAGGUAAACAUGACAGUUUCUUUUUUCAUAUGCUACAUGUUCGCACAUUUCGAAAUAGAAUCCUAUCGUUUUGCUUUUUCUCGCCCCAUAUCAGCAUGAUGGUAAUUAGACGGCACAGCUGUGACUGGGCAGUAGUCUGGCUUCCUGGCAUUGUUGUCACGUGACAGCGAAGUCAGCUGAUUGACAUUAGUGUCAAAUGCACACGGUGGCUUUGACAAAGAAACAGGUGUGCGAGUCGGUCGCAGCAGCACAAUGACGAUUCGGAAGGUCAGCGAACAGAACGGAGGAGCAUCCACAGAAGUCCAUGACGAGGAUAACAAGAUAAAAAACAACUUACCCAUAGAUCGUGGUUGGGCAUGGGUCAUUGUUGGAGCCACAUUCUGUAUCAACUUGAUUCAAGUUGGCAUGUACCGUUCGUUUGGCAUCCUUUUUGUUGAAUUCCUGAAGGAAUUCAAAGCUUCAACGUCUGUGACGUCACUAAUCAUGGGGAUCUAUUCUGCAUCAUAUAGCCUAACAGCCUUGUUCGGACUCAGCAUUGUUCUGGACAGGUUCAGCAUUCGUUCGACGUGCAUACUUGGUGGCAUCUUAAUGUCCCUCGGUGGGAUCCUCAGCUUCUUUGCCAUGAACAUUGAGUUCCUCAUCUUCACUCAGAGUAUCCUGUCAGGAAUGGGAUCAGCCUUACUCUAUGGUCCCGGUCUUGUCAUCAUUGGUCUUUAUUUUGAGAAGAGGCGGGCCCUUGCUCAGGCAAUAAGUAGCUGUGGAGUAAGCCUUGGGGGGAUGAUAGUACCACAACUCAUCAGAUAUCUGUUGACCGAGUACGGACUAAGAGGCACGCUUCUAAUAAGUGGAGGACUACUUAUGGAAAUUCUGAUCUUUGUUCUUCUGUACAGACCAGCGCCAUGUAGACAGAGGCUGGAACCUGAAGAAACCAAUGGACUUGAUGUAUUGGAGAGGUUUAAGGAACAGAUUAAAAGUAAAAGUGAUUUUGAAAUUGUUUCUAUAGAGCCCAUAAACGACAAUAUUUCCCUUCCUCCCACACCAAUCACUCUGUCUCGAAUCGGCCACAUUGGAAAUGGAAUCAGAAAUGGACACACCGAAACUGAUGCUGUGAAUGGUCGUCCCAAACAGAACAUAUCUGUUGCGAAGAUGCUCAUGCAGAAACAUGAACCAUUCCGAAUACGAACAGAAUCUGACCCAACAAUUCAACUACAUAAACGAGGUGUCCUACGUUCCCUCCGUGUUCAAAAUGAGCCUCUUCUCCCCGAUGGAUCCGCCGAUGGUGUCCAAAGUUCUCAGAGUGAGACUAACAUUUCCGAUGAGAGCAGUUCUCCUGGUGAGAAUGAAGACCCGUUGUCUCCAAUCCGUCUUCACCAAACCCACAAAGGACACGACAGCUACUUCGGUAGUUUCAUUGACACACUGUCACAGUCCAGUUAUCUUAAAUACGCCAGCAUUGCUGACAUCAAUAUAGUCUCAACUCUAAGUCUCAACAACAUCAUUACCCAUUCUGAAAAUGUUGAAGAAUUUGAAGGAAAUGUCUCCUGUUGUACGAAGGUUAGAAGAUCACUUGACUUCUCAGUUUUGAAACGAGCUACGUUCUAUGUGAUUGCCUUUUUCAACUUUUUCGGUGUUUGCGCAGUUUCACUCUUUGCCGCAUACCUCCCAGCAGCCGUAGAGGAAGCUGGCUUUACAAAUGUGGAAUCAGCAUUGCUGAUCACAAUAUAUGCUGGAGUCGACUGUCUCAGCCGAUUUCUGUCAGGAGUGAUAGUUGAAUCAGGAAAAAUCAGGGCUCAUCAUUUACUUGCUAUAUUCAUGACUGCUACAGGUGUGUUGUACCAAUUAACAAAAUAUUAUACCUCCUUCAACCUUUUGAUCAUGUAUUCUGUGCUAUUCGGGAUGUUUUCUGGUGGCUUUCCUGCAAUGAAUCCUGUGGUGAUGGUUGAACUUCUUGGCCUGGAGACCUUUCCUAAAGCUCUUGGAUUUGUGCAGGUUUUCACUGGUGUCUCUCUCGCUGCAAUACAUCCCGUGCUGGGAGCCUUAAGAGACAUCACGGGAACAUACCAUGCGUCCUCUCAUCUAUUAGGUGCUUGCGCUAUAAUCUCGUCAGUCUUUCUCCUCCUCGAGCCUCUUGCUCGUAAAUGGGACUGUUCCAGGAACACCAAAACCAAAGAAGGGGAACUCAAAGCUUUGAACAGUUCUGGUAACAAGGCCAUGUGAUAGUGAUGAAAUGUAGUAUUGUUUGCGUACGAUAGUAAUGCUGUAUGGACGAAUGCAGUGUGUGGUAGUGUAUGAUUUAAACGUGAGUAAGUCAUAAAGAUUAUAAAUGAAUUCUGAUAUUGACAAUCAGUUGAUGUUAAAUUAUCUUCCUAGCCUUGACAAUAUACAAGAGACUCUUCAUCUUUCAUUCAUGUAAAUGUAAUAUGCAAAGCCUUAUUUUUGUCACGAUAUCGCCAUCCUUUCAUCUGAAUAUUAUUUUAACCUCAUGCAACAUUGACAUUAAGUGAAACUAAUCAGACAUUAUCAUUCUAGACUGUGGUUAAACGACGAUAUUAUUGAUUCGUUUUGAUACUUAAAUUCAUUUAUCAGCUCCCAUCAACGUUAUUAUCCGUAUAAUCUGUAUUCAUUCCAUUUGUUUCAUGUCCACUUACAAAUUGAAACAAUAAGUUAACCCAGAAAUGGAUACGUUAAUGAAUUCAGUUUGAAACCAACAAACCACAAAUAAAUCAUAUACAAUAAACAAUUGUAUUAUAAAAUGAACUAGGUUUACACACCAAUACAAAUUACUGCAAAGUAAUUACAAUGGCACUACGAAACAGAGUGGCACUACAAAAUUCAAUGGCAGUACGAUUGCAAUGGCAGCAUAAAAUAUAAUAACAGUGGAAAAUAUUCACCUAGCAGCAACAGUGGCCAGUGAAUAUUCAGGGUACAAACAAUGAUCUUCACAUAUCCGCUAGUCUUGAUGUAAUGUGAGAUGUAAUAUGAGAUGAGCGAGGCACGUAUUUGUCCCCUUUUAUAGGUUAAAUACCUUCUAGAAGGUUGUAUACAGUGCUGGAUAAGUCUUGCUGUUCUAGAAAAUUUCAAAAAGAAAAGCAUCUAAAUAUAGUUACUUUCACUGCCAUUACCUACAUUAGAUAGUCAUACAUUCCUGACAACUGAUCAUUGUCAAAACACAAUGCUGUGAACUUCUACCGAAUCUUAACAGAAGCAAUUCCAACAUUAACAUUAAAUAUUCCACAUAUAUAUAUAUGAACAUUUCCUCCAAAUGACACACAAUUACAAUUGCUGCAAGCAAUAAACACCAUAUUUUUGUAAAACAGAAACUGUUUGAUUUAAAACUUUGAAUAUCAAACCUUUAAGAAUGCAUUUUGUAUUUAUGAUCUCAAGAGUAAAUUGCUUUCAUAAGUGGCUUUCGUUUAGAAAUAGUUCCUACUAUUAACGACUUUUAAUUUGAAUACUUUCGUUCACCUGUGGGACAUACAUAACUAUCAUUCAGACAUUCUCAUUAUAAUAUAUGGCUCAAAGUGUAUAUAACUGUGUAUGAUCAUAAUGGUCAAUACGAAGACUUUUUACAUGUAUUAUGCAAAUGUCACAAUAAAUAUUCAAGAAACAACAUCAACAAUUUUUGUCAUGCUUU